Molecule: messenger RNA, 4818 nt
Organism: Myxocyprinus asiaticus (Chinese sucker)
Lineage: Eukaryota; Metazoa; Chordata; Actinopteri; Cypriniformes; Catostomidae
Gene: kif5ab
Product: kinesin family member 5A, b
Exons: 29
Coding region: 235-3315 (1026 amino acids)
Biological process (GO): microtubule-based movement
Molecular function (GO): microtubule binding; ATP binding; microtubule motor activity
Source: RefSeq, a predicted model, not a curated record
ACAACAACACAGUUCACUAUUAACUGCUCGAUUCUGCUGGUUAAACCCGACUGAUUCGAUUAGCAGUUAUUUCGGAUCAGCUCAUUCACACACAAUCCUGAUUGUUUCAUCCAUCAAAAGAGCCGUUGAUCUACACAAGACUGCGUGAAUCAGUGAUAGAUCCGAAGGACAACAAUCAGACCGUGUUGUUGUUGCAUCAGUAGAAAGCUUCUGUACUCUCUCCAGCAUCACAGGAUGGCUGAUGUCAGCGCAGAAUGCAACAUUAAGGUGUUGUGUCGAUUCCGACCCCUGAAUCAGUCUGAAAUUCUUCGUGGGGACAGAUUUAUUCCCACAUUUCAGGGAGAUGACACUGUCAUCAUUGGGGGCAAGCCGUAUGUCUUUGACAGAGUUUUCCCCACCAACAUCACACAAGAGCAGGUGUACAACACCUGUGCCAAACAGAUUGUCAAAGAUGUUCUGGAUGGAUACAACGGCACCAUCUUUGCAUACGGACAGACGUCUUCUGGAAAAACGUACACUAUGGAGGGAAAACUUCAUGAUUGUAACGGCAGGGGAAUUAUUCCUCGGAUUGCUGAAGACAUCUUUAACCACAUUUACACCAUGGAUGAAAACUUGGAGUUCCACAUUAAGGUUUCCUACUUUGAAAUCUACAUGGACAAAAUUCGUGACCUUCUUGAUGUGAGUAAGACAAACUUGUCUGUGCAUGAAGACAAGAACAGAGUUCCGUAUGUGAAGGGUUGUACGGAGCGUUUUGUCUCCAGUCCAGAAGAAGUGAUGGAUCUUAUUGACGAGGGGAAAGCAAACCGCCACGUCGCUGUAACAAAUAUGAACGAGCACAGCUCGAGGAGUCACAGUAUCUUCCUCAUCAACAUCAAACAAGAACACGUGGAGACCGAACAGAAACUCUGUGGGAAACUUUACCUUGUGGAUCUGGCCGGAAGUGAGAAGGUGAGUAAGACAGGUGCAGAGGGAGCCGUCCUGGAUGAAGCCAAGAACAUCAAUAAAUCUCUCUCCGCUCUGGGGAACGUUAUAUCAGCGCUGGCUGAAGGAACUAAGACUCACGUACCGUACAGAGACAGUAAAAUGACCAGGAUCCUGCAGGAUUCUUUGGGAGGAAACUGUAGAACCACCAUGUUCAUCUGCUGCUCUCCUGCAGCCUUCAAUGAUGCUGAGACCAAAUCAACACUCAUGUUUGGACAACGUGCAAAGACGAUAAAGAACACAGCGUCAGUAAAUCUGGAGCUGACAGCAGAACAAUGGAAGAGAAAAUAUGAGAAAGAGAAAGAGAAGAACAAGAACCUGAAGGAGAGCAUGCAGCGACUGGAGGCGGAGCUUAACCGCUGGCAUAACGGUGAAUCGGUGUUUACUGUCGAAUCUGAUGUCAUUGAUGAUGCGGCUUUAGACAGUCAGAACAACAGAGACACAAAUCUACCGUGUGCCAAACUCACCGAGGAAGACAAGCUCAAAUAUGAGGAAGAGAUACGCAAACUCUAUAAACAACUCGAUGACAAGGAUGAUGAGAUUAAUCUACAGUGUCAGUUAGUUGAAAGACUGAAGAAGCAAAUGCUGGACCAAGAAGAGCUGCAAGCAUCAUCGCGUGGUGACGGUGAGCGUAUGCAAUGCGAGUUGAGCCGUCUGCAGUCGGAGAGUGACAGUGCAAAGGCCGAGGUGAAAGAAGUUCUACAGGCUCUUGAGGAACUCGCUCUGAACUACGACCAGAAGAGCCAAGAAGUCCAAGACAAGACCAUCCACAACAGACAGCUCGCUGAGGAACUGUCUCACAAAACCUCGGAUCUGAUGUGUUUGGAGGCAGAGUUUUCCCGGCUUCAGGAAGUGAGCAGCCAGCAGAGGAAACGCAUCACUGAGGUGUUAAACACCCUCAUGAAGGAUCUAAAUGACUUCAGCUUCAUACUGGGAAACGGUGAAAUCAGACUGCUGUGUGAUCUGUCGGGUGUGUUAGAAGAGGAGUACGCAGUGGUGUGUGUGUAUGUGAGUAAGGUGAAGUCUGAGCUGAAGUCAGUGGUGAAACGCUGCAGAUAUCUGGAGAGUUUACAGUCAGACUCUCAACGCAAGAUGGAGGAGACGGGACGAGAACUGUCGAGCUGUCAACUGCUCAUAUUACAGCAUGAGGCAAAGAUCCGCUCUCUGACGGAGUACAUGCAGAACAUGGAACUAAAGAAGAGACAGUUGGAGGAGAAUUACGACAGUCUGAGUGAAGAACUUGCCAAACUACAGACUGCAGAGAGCGGUCCAGAUAAUCAACAGGACUCUGAUGAGUCUGGAAGUGUGAAGUCUCACAAACCUCCAGAGCAGAAAUCCGACGCUCAUCGUGAACCACAACACAAGCAGCUUGGACAUCUGCGUGACAGCAUCAACCACAAACAGAAGAUCAUCGAUGAGCUCACGGAUGAGAAUCAGCGGUUGAGUUUAGAGCUGGAGCAGAUGAGUGUUGAGUUUACAGCUCUGAAGGAUCUAGAACAUGAGAAAACUGUACAACUUGAGGAGCUCAGAUAUCUCAAUGAACGUCAUGAACAGGCCAAACAGGACAUGAAGGGACUGGAAGAAACAGUCGCACGAGAGCUCCAGACCCUCCACAACUUGAGGAAGCUGUUCGUUCAAGACCUCACAACACGAGUUAAAUGGAGUUCUGAGUUGGAGCCUGAUGACAGUGGGGGGAGUUCAACUCAGAAACAGAAGAUUUCCUUUCUUGAAAACAACCUGGAACAGCUUACGAAAGUUCACAAACAGUUGGUUCGUGAUAAUGCAGAUUUGCGCUGUGAACUUCCGAAGCUGGAGAAACGUCUCCGUUCUACGGCUGAGCGUGUUCGGGCGUUGGAGGACGCACUGAGAGAUGCUAAAGAAGGAGCCAUGAACGACCGUCGGCGAUACCAGCAGGAAGUGGAGCGCAUCAAAGACGUCAUGAGGGCCAAAAACCCAUUCAGACGACCUCAUGCGGCUCUCAUUGCCAAACCGAUUCGUCCAGGACAUUACCCCACCUCUUUAUCUGUCAAUCACAUGUUCAUGCGCUCCAGUGAUCAGCCAAUCACAUUCAGCAAUGUGAUGUUCAACAGCGCCAGUCAAACGCCCAAAUCAGCUCCAGUGAAAACCAACUUCAGUCAAACCAGCAAAGCAUCAAAGGAUGAAACACAGAUCACAGUGAACUCCACUCACAAACUGAACAUCACCAAUGGAAACACCACUGACAUAUAUGAUAACAGCAUGUCACUCAGCGGUGAUUCUACGUCCAUCACUGACGACCUAUCGGACGAACUCCAUCACAAACACAUUCUACAAGAAAAGCCUGCCGCAAGCUAAUCACGUACACAAACAGGUGGUUCAUACUUCCAUACUGAUUUCUAAUCUGUAUAUUUACAUGCUGCCUGCAGACACAGUUACUAUGAAAAGUGAAUAAGACAGGAGCUUUUAAGGCUCGGGUAAACAUUUACAUUUUUUAAAGUCCAGAAACUUUUAUUUCCAGAUUUAAAUGCUUUGUGCACACUGCAGUAUGAUGUAUAUCAGUGAUGGACUCAUUUCCCUCAUAUUAAGAGAUUGUAUUGCAGUGGCAUAAUGAGCAGAAAUGGAAGUUCAUAUGAGAUUUGACGCACUUAAUCCGAUGAAAACAAACCAUUUUGUGAUGUUAGUGAUUGUCAACAUCUUGUGAUCGCAAAGAUUGUCAUGAUGAAAUUCUCUAGCUAUUUUUAUGUAGUUGUAACUAUUUUUAUACUCAUAUUUAAAUGAGAGCGUAGCGUCAUGCUGGUCAGUGUGUUUGGUGUGCGCAGAUUUGUAUGCAUUAUUUAUCUCUGUAGCGGUACUGUUGUAUAAUGUAAUCAUAUUUUAUUAUUUAAACGAAUAAUAACACACUCUCUAUAGAGAAGGUAGAGCAAUAUAAUAUUAUAAAAUUAAAAAUUACUCAAAGUGUGAGAAGUUGAAUGAAUUAAUUCAGUGGUAAAGAGAUUAAAUAUGUAUUAAAAAAAUAGAUGGGAAAAGAGGAUAAAAGUCCAUUCCAAGUAGACUGGAUUUAUUUUAAACACAUCAAAAGCAAGUUUGAGUUUGAGAAAACACAUUCACACACACAUUCUCUGAAAAUCUGUGUGUGUGUGUUUAUGGUCUGACCUUUGAUUUCUUUACACACCCUGAUCUGUCAGUUUGGAUGAGAGGAACCAGUCAGAUGGUAAGAAAAAUUGUUUUUUUGGAAACACUGGUGCUGAAGGUAUUCAUAAUGUACUAUAAUGCACUUUAUAAUACACCGUAGAAUCUGAUAGAGUGGAGAAUAUAAUAGACAGUGAUCUGCUGUCAUAAUACAAUAUAAUGCGUAAUGCAUUAAAACACACGCUUCAUGUGUUAUUUCAUGUGUAUACAGUGGCGGCCAAAAGUUUGGAAUAAUGUACAGAUUUUGCUGUUUCGGAAGGAAAUUGGUACUUUAAUUCACCAAAGUGGCAUUCAACUGAUCACAAAGUAUAGUCAGAACAUUACUGAUGUAAAAAACAACACCAUCACUAUUUGAAAAAAGUCAUUUUUGAUCAAAUCUAGACAGCAGCCAUCACUCCAACACCUUAUCCUUGAGUAAUCAUGCUAAAUUGAUCAUUUGAUACUAGAAAAUCACUUGCCAUUAUAUCAAACACAGCUGAAAGAUAUUUGGUUCAUUAAAUGAAGUUUAACAUUGUCUUUGUGUUUGUUUUUGAGUUGCCACAGUAUGCAAUAGACUGGCAUGUCUUAAGGUCAAUAUUAGGUCAAAAAUGGCAAAAAAGAAACAGCAUUCUCUAGAAACUCGUCAAUCAAUCAUUGUUUUGAGGAAUGAAGUCUAUACAAUGCUUGAAA